AUGUCUUUCACUAAUGCUCUCUUCAUCUUUUGUCAUUGUCUGACCCACAGUUUAAAUGUGGUAUUGUUAUUGAUUUUCUUUGGUUGGAGUGCAUCUUCAGAGGCUGAAGAUCCUAUCUUAGUGGGCCCUCCUUCCUCUUCAAAAGUUGGGACUCCUUCUAUUUUAACCUCUAGAGUACUGAAACAGAUAAUUAAUGUUCCUUCAACUGGAAGGAUGAGUUUCCCUACUAUUCUUAGAGAAAGUUUGGAUGUGCUGCUCUCUUCAGUGAGGGCUGAAAAUGAUAAUCUCAUCUUUGGUAUAAGAGUAAUAUCUUCUGUAUGUGAUGGUCAUACAGUUAUCAAGGCUCAUCUGCUGAUGUCUCCACCUAUUGCUGAUUCUAGCAAUAAGUAUAUGCAAAGUACUGGAAGGGCAAUUGAGACAUCUGUCUCUAAAUGUCUUCAUGAGAAUUCUCCUGCUGCUAUUGCUGAGGGAGAUCAGAGCAGUUGCAAAGGUGCCUAUUUUAAAAGGGAAUUAGCUGACAAGAUUGGCCAUUUUAUAAGCAAAGCUUGUGAUGCCUCUUUCAUCACCAAAAUCUGGAGCCUCCUUUGCAAGCUUUGCUGA
Guyanagaster necrorhizus is the source of this 600-nucleotide messenger RNA. RefSeq lists its product as uncharacterized. The record is from RefSeq and is a predicted model, not a curated record. NCBI's taxonomy places the organism in Eukaryota, Fungi, Basidiomycota, Agaricomycetes, Agaricales, Physalacriaceae. The transcript has 8 exons. The coding region runs from base 1 to 600 and encodes 199 amino acids.